AUGUCAAGCACCUCCCACUCCAAUGCUUCCCUCCCGCAGGGCAGUCCGGCAGACCCGGCUUCCUCAGUCGUCUUCACGUUUAUGCCAUCGCAGGUUGCCUUCAUGCGAGAGGCGUUGGAGGAGUACCGAGAAUUGACGGGGGCGGGUCUGAAGGCUGACUUCUCAGCCAACAUAUCGGCCACCCUCCUCCAAGAGAUUCACGAGGUGUCGGGCGUUAAGCCGUCGGACAGGAGGAAGGCUCUCCUAGAGCAAGCGGUGGCUCAAUGGUUCGAAGAGAACGGAAAGGUCGACAUCAGGAAACCGAAACGCGUGUGGGCGUUUCGAUGGACCGCUCGACGUGUAUUUGGAUCGAUCCACUCGCGGAUCGUGAAGUUUGUCGCCAAACUCCUGCUCGAUAAGAAACCCAUCCCAGACUUGCGCAAACUCUACGAUACGGAGGAAGACUUUUUGGCCAGGGAAGGUGACAAUGGCCUGGAUUCAGAUGACGAGGGAGAAGAGUCGAACCUUGGAGAGAGUGGUGAUGACCUUGGGGAUGUGGAGGACGAAGGAGUGGAAGGAACACCCAAACGCAAAGGUAGGAAACGAAAGAGGAAGGGGAAGGGGCAGUGGAAGGGACGGAUGGUAGGGGCCGCGCCGAAAACGCCCAACUAUUUCGUGACUUACCAAGACGCCAUUACCCUUUUCUGGGAAGUGCUCACACCCGAAGAGAUCGAGAAGUACGAAAGGAUCUGCUUGGAGUGGAGAGAGAUCGGGCCCCCACGAUCGGAGCAGCGAAAAGCGGCGUCGAAACACCUUCAUAGACGUUGCUACGAGUUUGCUGAAGCAAUCUUACGAGACUUCGGGGCUGUGGUCUACUUCUGGUUGGGGUAUGAAGACGCGCAGAAGAUUCGACGCGCGUACGAUCUCGAAUGCAAACUGGGUGUCGCUGGUGUGCCCGACUUUCAACACAGCUGCCAGGAAAUCAUGAAGGAAUCGGGCCUGGGUUUGGAAUGGGGGAAACACGUCGAUAACCUGCUGACGAGUCUGUACGGUGAGACGGGAAAGGAGAUGGCGCAGCCGCCGCAGCCCAGGCGCCGGUUCGGUAAACCCAUUAUAGAGAUGGAGGUCGAUGAAGACGGCUACCCCAUCCUCCCCUCCCUCAACUCAAGGCCUGGUCACAGGCAACACCAACUCUGGCUGGGCGAAGUGCUGCGCAGUUUCUUCGCUCGUCAUUGGGCACUCGCGCAAAGUGGCAAGGUACUCCCUCCUACAACGUGCCAGGGUCCUUCUGUACAAUGGACCGGGAUUCGUGCGGUUUGGGAGGAAUGCAUGCACGAGGACAUGCUACCUGGAACGCUUCGUAGUUCUUUCCAGGAGCCUUCCGACGCGUCACUUGCGAUGAAGGAGGCCAUCUACCACGCGCUGUACAACCGCCAACAAGAUCCCAGUGUCAAGAAGACGUUCGAAUUCAAGGCCUUGCCUGUCAAGGUGAAGAAUGUUUGGAGGACUAGGUCAAUCGCUGAAAGGGUCCAAAGCCCAGCUCAGCCACACUCCCCCGUUCCUGCACAACGUCAAAAACGCGCAAAUCGGGUAUUUUCAGUGCCCCGUCGUAAUCCAGGACAGGAAGCGCCAUCCACUGAUACCUCGUCGACACCAACAUCGUCGCCUUCCUCGACGGAAACCUCAGAUGAGCAGUCAACGGAAACCUCGACCGACGACGAACACCCUUCCCACUCGAGUGAACGCCCUCCAGGUGACACAGCCUCAACUCCCACCUCCGACGAAGAGACACCUACGUCUUCCGAGGGGUCUACGAGUUCGGACACCGAGUCACCUAUCCCUGAAAAACUCUACUUCCCUUCUCGCCAGGACUUGAAUCCUGAACAGGAGCUGCCACCUCCAGCCUCAAGUUCAUCGUCUGAUUCCGAGCCCCCGAUCCUGAAACGCCUUCGUCUAGAAGUACCGCCUGUGGACGAGGCGGCACUGAAAACCCCGAGGAUGACUAGGUCGGAACGUGCCAGGUUGGACGCAGACCAGCAAAUGUUAACUCGGUCCUCCAAUCAGCCUACAUCGUCCGCCAGCAGGGGGGUUGGGCGGGGUAGAGGUCAGGCUACAUCGUCGUCAAGAACGAGGAAUGGGCGGGGUAGAGGUCGCGCUACAGCUCGGAGAGGAGCCAAGAGGUAG
Messenger RNA from Coprinopsis cinerea okayama7#130, 2163 nucleotides. RefSeq lists its product as hypothetical. The coding region runs from base 1 to 2163 and encodes 720 amino acids. The record is from RefSeq and is a predicted model, not a curated record. The transcript has 4 exons. Lineage: Eukaryota; Fungi; Basidiomycota; Agaricomycetes; Agaricales; Psathyrellaceae.